UCCCGAAAAGUUUAUGAGCCAUUGGUCACCAUUUCUGGUGGUAAAAUCUAUCAACCGUUCCUUCAAGUUGGCUCUUGAACUUGAAUAGAAAUAAGCACAAUGGCACAUGACUACGAAAUUUCACCAUCUAUUCCCAUAUUUAAAAAUGAAGAGAGAACACUAUAUAUCCAUUACAAGUCAUGAUCGUCCCUUUCAGUAUUGCCAACAAAUGACCCCUAACUUCUUGAACAAUCCCGCCUUAGUGGGAAACAAAGAUAUUUCCGGAAAAUUCAAGUCGCAACACUGGCUACAAUUAUGAGUAAAACUGAAUGGAUGUCCCCGGCAAUUUGGUAGUUAAAAUGUUAAAAACGCGAACCUUAAAAGAGGCUUUAUUGGUCUUCACAUAACCGGCAUUUCUUUAGAAAAUAUGUUUCACCGUAUUCAAAAUGCAGCAUGCGAAUUGAAUUAGUGCAGUGAAUUCACCCGUGACAUGAAACUAAAGAUUAUAAAACUUGUUAUAUUUUCACGAUUGUCUUUUAUGAACAUGCACAAAUGAAUAAUCGAGUAAAUCGGGCACUCUUAAUGGAAACUUGCCAAAGUGAAAAUUGUACUAUUUUUUUUAGGCAAAAGCUAUAAUGAUUUUUCCGUUAUACACGACCAGUCACGAAAAAGUUAUCGUCAGGGUCGGUGAAAGUGGUGGCUUAUUUUAGUAGAGCUACCCAACGUUGUUCACUUUCAUUCCGGUUAUUCUGGCUGACUGUUCAUGAGUGUUUUAUAAGUACUCCUAUAAGUUAACUGAAGAUAGAUAAAAAAGUGAGGUGAAGACAGUCAACCCUUAUUUCAAAACGCUAUUCGUUCUCUGUUGUAUUGAAAGUCAAGUCCUAGAUGUAUCCCACUGAAUAUCGAGAUAAAUCUCAGCUCUUUUGUUAUCUUCGUCUGUUCUACAACUGGGACUUGAAUUUGAGAAUAAUAUAAGUUUAUUUUCUUCUCUUCAAGGAGGAGAUAGCAGUGAUCUAACCAAAAAUUGUUUUUUGUAUUCCCUUUCUAGCCGGUAAUCUCAUAAUAGGAAACGGUGAAGAACUGAAGAUCAACACGACUGCACCGUCCAUCGUUAAGAACAACUGCUCCAGUUGCAAUUACAACGCAUCACAUGAAAAUAGAUCUUCCUCAAGCACGCAUAGUGAACAUCUGGCUGCCGUGAUUAGGUUCAGUGGUAACAUUGAGUUCAGAAACGGUUCAACAGUCCAAGUAUUUGGAAAGUAUGGUCUGAGUAUAACAAGUCAGAAUGGACACAUCUUAAUAGAAACUAAUAUUAACAUGACUUGUACAGAGAAGGUGCUAGAUAAAACAUGUCUCGGUGGGUUCACACAGUCAUCAGUAGGGGUAGAUGAUAGAACCAGUAAACUCCUAUAUUAUGGUAAGGGAAUCUGCUUUUAGUUGCCUUUCUCACAUUUGAUAGACAUAGCAAGGUGAGCACAAGGAUUAACAAGUGUAAUUAAGAACAGUAAAUUGAGUCUCUUCGGAAGGAAAUUCUUAACUCCACCGUAAGGCAAGACUGGUUUCCUUGGGUACUUGAUUAUGAUGCUUGAUUAUUAUGUCCUUAGUAUGAUUUAAUGGUUCAGAAAGUUUUAUAACCUCUUGAAAUGCCAAAAGGAGCAUUUUACCGCUAAAAACAAACGUUGGCUCGCACUCAGCGUGUUAGGCGUGUGAGGUAAUACCAGCUGUGACCGAUUUAUUGCCACAAUUUGCUUAAUUCAACUGGAAAUCUGAUUUAUGAGGUAGCUGAGCUGUAGCUGAGCUCCAUGAUAGAACCCGAAGUGCGCUGCUACCAACCAGGAUCGUUACAUCCAGUUGAUGAACACAUCGUUCAGGGAAGUACUGAGGCGGUCGUUUAUAACUGAUCUUUAUUCAGUCCGUAAGCAGAGCUUUGUCAGAUUCGAGCUACAGCCAGUACACUGACUGAUAAAGAACAAUUCAGUUUCCUUGCGUAAGAUUACCAAUGCUUCGCACUUUUACAGCAUAAGGCUCAUUUUACCUUGCAGGCCCGUAACCAGGGGGGGGGGGGGGGCCGGGGGUGGUUCCCACCCCCCCCCCCCAGGCCCUAAAGGGCCCCCUUUUUAAACCCCAAUUCCCAGGUAAGGGGGGCAGGUGGUUUAACCGAAGUUUAAAACCUAACCACCGGGUGUAUUUAAGACUGGCGGAUAUUGAGGUGCAGUUCAGAAUCGACAAAAUCAAUAGACGCAAAGAAAUAAGAAAACAUAUUAUCGCAUUGAAGAAAUUGCCACUCAUUACCCCAUUUCUCAAGUAUACCUUUGUUGGCCCGGGCGGCGCGGGGGGGGGGGGGGGGGGGGGGGGUGCACGGGGUGAGUUCGCACCCCCCCUCCACAGGCCUUAAAGGUCCGCAUUUUGAUACUCAAUAUCCAAGUUAAGGAGUGCAGUAGGUUAAACUGAAGUUUCAAACUUAACAGUCGGUGAUAUUUAAGGCGGCUGCAUACAUCUAACAGGGCAUGCAUGGGCCAGGAAAGGCUGUCGUCCCUCGCACUAAUGCACAUACAUUAUCAAGUCAAAGUUGUUUUGGAUGAGGUGGUAAAUCUGUUUGCCACCAAACACCCACGGAGGCUGGAGCUCGGGACUAUUCUAAGGGAUUAGUUCCGCAGUAUUUUGACGUAUCAUUUUAAAUCGUAAAAUUACUCCUUUAUAACUUAAUUUAAACAGUUGUAUUCGGCAAAUGUAAUAUUCAGUUCCUACCGUGUACUUUGCCGUUACAAUUUCUCAUGUAUUGCUACUUUCCUAAAUAAACGGAUCAGACAAUAAAAAAUACAUUUCGGUAGUUUGGUCCGCAGUUUGGCCUCGUUAGCACCCCCCACAUAAAAUCCUGGUUACGGGCCUGCCUUCCAAAGGCCAUGUUCGAGGAACAGGUGAAAACAUUUCUUUAUGAUCACAAAGCUAUCAUCACUCCUGGGUUCAAACCUUUCACUGAAUUUUUUUUAUAACUGAUCAAAUUCGCGUAAUUUUAAGAAACAGAGAUGAGUCGCGUCCUUAAAAAAUUGGUGGUUAAUAACUAGAGAAGGACGGCUUAAUAGAGGGUUUACUAUAUAGAGUGUUACUCCACCGAACACAGAUACUAGUCCACAGUGACAGAAAACGGGCAGUAUUGUGCCGUACGGUGCUCCAUUUAUCAACUGAGUGGAGACGAAGAGAGUGGAGUACUAGUAAAAAAACCAUGCGCCGAUUGAAUUCCUUCCUCCCAGUCUAAAGUCCGACAAAAUACCAGUCUCUACAAUGAAAUUUCUUGAUUUUAGUAAAGCUUUUCAAGCAAGGGAUUUUUUUUGAUUUCCAAUUUCUUUUCAGGUCUCGGUCCCGGUGGUUUUAAAAGAGGCCAAUAUCGUUUACCAUGGAGGAACUCGUGCAUACCUGGUUCUAGUCAUGGUGGAAUAGCACCUGCUCAGAGCGGUACAAAACCAUAUUCAGGUCCAGCAUAUGAUCAAAAUGACACAGUAUCACUAUUAGGAGGAAGCGGAGGUGAGACAAAUUACAUAAUCACUUGCAUGGAUCAAACUCAACAGGCAGCUUUGUGGCUCUGAUCAAAUUACUAAUGAGUGCUAGAAUGGAAUGAAAAUAGGAUGAUUAAAAAAAAAAAAACACUCGUCAGAGAGAAAAACUUCUGUUUGCACACUACAACCAUCGGCUGUGCCUUACGGCAUACUCAUCCAUGCGACAAAUCAGGUCCAUAUAACUGUGUUUUCAGCUACUUUUUCACUUCAUUGUUUGCAAUUAUGGUUGUAAGUAAAAACAUUAUGACCAAAUAAUCAACAACAAAAACCGGGAGUUAUAUAAAUGAAUUUUGAAAAGCUCUUUACAGAUAGCCAAAAAAUGUUCAGUAUUGUAGUUGACGGUUUCGAUGAAUGUUAGCCAUCUUUUUUCAAAACUGUAGGAGUGUCAACAGCUCUAAAUAGACCCCUAGCUGUAAAGACAAAAGUAUCAUUCCACCAAGCCUUUGCAUAAAGUGCCCAACUAACUCAUCGACAAAGCAAAAAUAGAGAGAAUUCGGCUAAUCAGACGUAGAAAAUGACCCAUGUACAAGGAAAGAAGCUUAGUUUAGCUGGGCGAUUCCAAAGCGACGUCAAACAACAAAUUAAUACUUGCACUUAACGAGAGUUGCGAGAGUGUAGAUCAAAGAAACGAACUGCAGGCAGAAAGAUAGUUUGUAAAUCUAAUCCCUAAUUGGGAGACGAUAAGCCUGUCUGAAAACUAUCUGACGAAAAAAAAAAAACAUUGGGUCGUCAAGCUCCCUAAAAUACAUGAACAAAAUAUACGUUGAACUAAUGACACGGUCUUGUGUUACGUUUUUGAUAAUUAUAUUUGUCCUGAGUGGCGAAAAAUUAAAAUCGUUCCUAAUAAAAUGCCUAUUUAAAUAUUAAAUUUGUUUUGUAUUUUUGCUGUUAAUCCUAACCUCCUCAGGUUCGUGUCUUUCUUCGACGGGAAGUGUUGCUGGUGGAGGAGCCAUUGAAAUAAAAGCAGAAAAAGGAUGCAUAAUCAUAAGUAUUAACCAUUAUCAAAGUUGUUGUAGGGUAUUUAUUUAAUCUACCAACAACGUAGAACCCUAAAUGGCUAAAAAGAGGUCUGGAAGAAUAGAAGUUUGAUGUCAACUGAUACAGGAGCAAGGACAGUGUAAGAAUGAAAACGCCCGACUUCUCGCAAUAUAAUCGAGUAAAUUGUUUAUAACUCAUUUUCCCGAUUUCUAUGAAACACUACUAAAUUCUUACCAAACUGUUACUCGCAGAAACUUUCUAUACGUCCUACCAUACGGUAUCUAUUGCAGCCUUAAAACAGUUUUUUGAGGAUUCUUUCUUACGCUUUAAAUGACCCAGCCUGAAUUUCAGCCGUUUCCUCGUCCGUCUCUCUCGGGGGUCUAUAAACGACCCAAUAUUAGGUGUGGAUACACGGGACAUUUUUACCUUGGUAAAAUACCAUUUGAAAUUUACCAUGGGAAAUAUUUACAGACACGUCAAAAAGAAGAAUGAAACUGCCCAUGUCAUAGCUAGCCAAGGGUGUUUCGAUACCCAUGGCAAGAAAGCCAAUCAGGCUUAGACACCAACAUGAAAACUUUUGAUAAGAUUCUUUCGCACUGUUUCGGGAAAGAUCGAUUUUGAUAUGAAAAGUUUCACGUUAAGAUGAACGUCAAACAGGGGAAUUUUAAGGCAAGAUUUCAGCUGGUUUGUCAGUGGGCAUGAUGUAGGAGUAAUAUUUACCACUGAAAAAUAUGUUCUAUACCUGACAGAUAUUUUAAAUGGACUGAAUUGUAAAUUUGAAGGGAAUCUAAGGCCUAGAUUUAAGAAAAAUGGUUUGUUGUUUAUUGCUUCGCAACGUUAUCAGGACUAGCAUACCAGAUGAAAUUGUGCUUACAUUAUGGGUAAAUUUUCAACAAAACAUUAAAUCCUACCACAAUCGACUGCGAUUAGUCCGAUUAUUACUGCAAUAGCACGAAUGAAGCCGGCUAUUUAUUUACCUUGGUGAUUAAUUCAUGUCUACUCACAUGUUACCACAUGAAUGUAAACUAUAAACUCACGUUACGAAUACUGUACAUUGCAUCGAUGACAAAUUUUAUCUUAAUCUUUUUGAGAUGCAAUUAUCAAAGCUUCAGCUCAGACUGAAACAGACAAUUCCAAAAUAUGUUCUGGUGGAGCUGGUGGACUUAUUCGCCUUAAGGCUCGUCAGGUAAUUGAUAAUUUUAAUGCAUAAUUUAUAGUGAUUCGUUAUUUGCUUUUUGGCUCGUUUUCCUCUUGACAGAGGUGUUCCUAAGAGCAAAGCGUCAGAACAUGCAAUAGCCUGCAAAUCUCGCACUUAACGAUUUUUAAUUGCUGCUGUGUCUCAGACUAUCUGUAACUUAAGAACUGCAUACUUCGCAGUUAUCGUAAAUUCUCACGUAUACACCGCACUCAUCAGCAAGCCUCACCUCCCCCACUAACUAUUCAAUAACGGAGUGGUUUCAAUCUGUAUUACAAAGGCGCGCAUACUUUAUACUAUCGGUGAAGUUCGACUCUGUAUACAUGAAAAAUUAUCUCGCCUCCUCAGUAACAAACAAAAAUAGAAAAAAAUGCAAGGGAAGGAGCCUUUUCCUUUCGCUUGUACGCACGACGAAGAGAAAACACAGUCUGACGGGUUAGACGGGUUAGACAAUAUACAGCAAAAUGGUGACAUAGUUUGACAAUUACAUUAGUAAAUUAGGAUUUUUUUGAGGUCGGCUUUGGUUGUUGACUAGCGUAUCGAUAAAUAUCGGGAUUAGAGUCCAUGCCACAUGCUUUUUACCUGAUUUUCAAUUUUAUCAUCACGAAUUUUGCUACCCCUUUUCUCAUGAAUAACACUUGAUCUUUACAGAAGCUUAUUCCAGAUACUAGUACGACCGAGUAGAGAUCCUCUUGUAAGACUGUUCAAUCUAAUCUCAGAUAAUGCUCUUCUCUUAUGAAAUGGAAAAGGUGUUAUUGUGUUAAAAGAUGAACUAUUUACAACUAAGGAAAUCCAAUGAUUCACACUUCGUCUUUAUAAAAAUAAUCAUAAUAUUCUAAAUAUGGAUUUAUACAGCCUCGUUCCCAGGGAAAGACCAAGGUUGAAGAGUUAUGGUGCAUUUUUAUGGAAUUCCAAAUCCGGAUUUUCCAAUCCAAAAAGCGGAUGUUUCUUUCUUUUUAGGCUUGAUUACCAGCCGCUGUUCGAGAAACGAGCCUACGCUCGACCGAGAGAGCGAGCAGAAAUCGAGCCAACUUUCUUACGGGCACUUAAGAAUCGAUGCAACAUUUCGGUAUUUAAACUUUGUUUCGUCGGAUUCUAUAUCUACUCUGGCUAUGAUUUUCGUUGACUUGGUUUUUUUUCUAGGUUGAUCUGAGGGAGCAAGGAAAACUUAUUGUUGAUGGAGGAAAUGAAAAACAAGGAUCAGGGGCAGUUUCCAGUUUGGGUGGUGGAGCAGGUGGAAUCAUACAAAUAAUAUCACCUGCUGGUCGCCUGCCUCUUAAUGCUUUAUCUCUAAAACGAGGCAAAAAAACAUCUAGUUCGUGCAAAGAGGCAGUACCGGGAUAUUAUUUUGUAGCAGGUAAUUUCCUCUGGUGUACUAUCCAGAAAUAUGUGAAAACCACUGACCUCAACUCUUAAAACAGGGGGCAGUGAUCGAGAGGAAAGAGAUCUAAAAUGUCAGAGUUUGACCAGUCAAUAAAAUAAUGUAUAUGAAAGCACUGGCAUAGAGAUCUGCGCUGUUAGAGUUCGACCAAUCAAUGAAAAUCGAAAGCAUAUUAAAGUAAGCAUCAAGAAUUGAGCUGAUAGAGUUUCACCAGUCAACGAAAUUCGAGGGCGAUUUCGUUUCCUCUCAUUGCAACCAAAUAUUUCACAGAUAUGACUUGUCUUACCCAGGCUAAGAUUCCCAGAGCCAAACGUUUUCCGAGGACGUGAUAGGCAAAGAAAUAUGUUUUCAUGGCAAGAAAAUGCAUUACAUUUCCUGUCGAUCGUUGAUUAAUUGCUAUUUUGUGUGGCUCAGGUCUAGUUAGGGGAGAGCCACUAGAUUAUGUUCAUGCCGUUGCGGAGCUUACCAUAAGAAAAGAUAAUUUAAUUGAGUUGAAGAAACUUCGAUAGCCAUUUGUGUAGAAUGUCUGUCGAAAUGAAAAUAUGAAUGAAACGUAAUUGGUCGAUAUAUUAUUUCAUGUCAGAUUACUCCAAAGCGGACAAUAUAGAGAUGUUUCCAGAUACGAAACCAUAUAACUGGAGUUCAAGGUCGUCUCAGUCAUGUCCAUUACGUUACUUCAGCGUCACACCCACACAUCAAGGUAAGUAUCAACGAUUCAAAUCGAUGUAA
Porites evermanni is the source of this 7816-nucleotide messenger RNA. NCBI's taxonomy places the organism in Eukaryota, Metazoa, Cnidaria, Anthozoa, Scleractinia, Poritidae. The record is from the annotation of a GenBank genome assembly.